Molecule: messenger RNA, 9031 nt
Organism: Diorhabda sublineata
Lineage: Eukaryota; Metazoa; Arthropoda; Insecta; Coleoptera; Chrysomelidae
Gene: jumu
Exons: 6
Coding region: 609-1949 (446 amino acids)
Biological process (GO): regulation of transcription by RNA polymerase II
Molecular function (GO): DNA-binding transcription factor activity, RNA polymerase II-specific; transcription cis-regulatory region binding
Source: RefSeq, a predicted model, not a curated record
AAGUAAUUUAAUUCUAUUUCGGUAAUAUACGUUACUUUUCAAUGACUGUUGUGUUAUUUAUAUAAUACGUAUUUUUCAACCACGGAAAGUUCGUAGACUUUACUUAUCAUGUUAUUUAAUUGUAGUUUCCAAUUUCCGUUGCUGCCAUGACACUAUUUUAUAGCUGUUCCCGGCAAAAUCGUAAAGUUUACAAAUAAAUUAAAAGGCAGUACUUAUUUUUCGGGAAAUAAUAUAAUAUUUAUUCCAAAUUUUCUACAAUUACAUAACACUGAAUAUUUAAAUUAAACAAUUUAGUUCAGUUUUACUGGAAUCCUGGACUAAAUUAAAUAUCAAGCGCCAUUGCCAUGUGCAUGUGUAGCUCGAUGUAGUAGACCAACAUGUCGGUUUAUUCGUGGUUACCAAUCACAAUUGCGCGGGAAACACUCGUGACUGGCGGUAGCCUAUAGAAAUCGAGCGAUUUGAAUUCCCUCUUCGCCUUGUUGACUACCUAGAAGUUUUGUUGUAUACAAUCGUUGGGUGUACAGUGCUGUCAGUGAAUAUAACUUAUUUUGUUCUAUUUUGAUGAAAAUACUAUUAGACACAACGAAAAAUUUAGAUAAUCUGAAUCGAUGAUGUCGGCAGCAAUGGACAUGUUUCUUAGCGCCACGGACUCCAUUUCCUUCCCAGAUAUUUUAGAUAUCGAUAUAAAAUCCGAAAUAGAUACAUUAGUAGGAGGACAUAACGAUUUCUCAGGGUUCAACUUCAACGAUAUGCCUCCUUUAGAAAUUGAAGACGUACAUGACAUUAGAUGGUUCAAUUCGAAUUCAAAUCAUUCAAAUUUAGAUUUUAGUGGAGACGACGGUCCAACAAUGGUCAAUCCCAACGCUGUUAUGCCAGUUAUGUCCUCAACUCAAAAUAUCAGGUCACCUUCCCCUCCCUUAAAAGAAAGUCAUCUGACCUUUUCGCCCGCUACCAUCAAAAUUGCUGCUUUGAAACCAGAUAACGCCUCAAUUAAGAAGGAUUUAACAGAAAGAUUAGAAGAAAUCGAGAAGAAACCUGUGAUCAAAACUGUUACUAAAGUGACACCCAUAUUAGCAAAACCAGCUAUUAAAACCAUUGGCAAGACUCCAACUAUACUUACGUUUAGAAAUGCUGUAAACCGAACAUUAGGUCCCUCCAUCAACGUAACACAUUUAAAUAAUAUAACAACGUUAAGAACAGUAACGCCACCUACAAUCAACCGUAAAGUUAUAAAUUCUAGGCCGAUAUACGAAGACGACGAACGUACUUUCCCUAAACCAGCUUACAGUUAUAGCUGUUUAAUAGCAAUGGCUCUAAAAAAUAGUAAAUCUGGUAGUUUACCUGUAUCAGAAAUAUACAAUUUUAUGUGUAGACAUUUUCCUUACUUUAAAACGGCACCAAAUGGCUGGAAAAAUUCUGUAAGACAUAAUUUGUCUUUAAAUAAAUGUUUUGAAAAAAUAGAAAAACCCGCUUUAAAUGGGGCUCAACGGAAAGGCUGUUUGUGGGCCAUGAAUCCAGCGAAAAUUAGUAAAAUGGAUGAAGAAGUACAAAAAUGGUCGAGGAAGGAUCCUCACGGGAUCAAAAGGGCAAUGGUUAAUCCCGAACAUCUUGAAGCUCUAGAAAGAGGCGAAAUGAAAUUCUCUUGUUCAUAUGACGAGACCGAUCACUUUGGAGAUUCUUGCGGCAGUGCUGAAGAACAGAGUGAAGCGUCAGAUUCAGAACAGGAUGUUGAGGAAGAAGCAAACGUUGUUAGCACCCAAUACGAAUAUAUACAAGUUAAAGAAGAAGAUAUCUCAGAUUUGGAUAUAGAGGUAUCAGACAACUAUGAAGAAAUAGAAGAUGAUCAGGAAUUAUUAAGAGUAGAGAUGGCGUUAGCUCAAAAAGAACUAUUAGAAUAUGAAAGGACUGUGAAUAACAAAAGACGGAGGACAUAUAUCCUGCAACAUUAAGGAAUCAACUAUUAGGCACAUUAUCAAGAAUUUAGAAAAAAAAUCGAUUACUAAAUUCUCGGUGAUCUUUUUUGUAAGCAAAAGAGCUAAUGGGUGAUAUAAAAAAACUUGUACAUAAUUCUUCAUUAUUUCCUGCCUGUGUAUCUUUUUAAGGUUUAUUAAGUGUUUUGUUUUUAAAAUACAAUACAAGACUGCCACUACUUUAUUACUAUAAUGUGUUAUCAAGAUCUGGCUAGAACUUGAUCAUAAAUUAAGCUGUAGUUAGAUUUUUAUACAAUGCAAAAUGUUUUGUGGUUAUUUCAAUAAAUUGUAAGCUCGAAUAGUUCGUAAAUUGUAAUAAACGUUUAAUUUUUACAUCUAGUUAUGAUAGCAUCUAUAUAUUUUUUUCAACGUCUAUAUGAUCCAGAUAUUGUUUUAUUAUGUCAAUAACUGUCAUUUGAUGUUCAUAUUUAGGAUUAAUGUCAGUUUAAUCAGCAACUGCAUUUCAUUUUAUAUGUUAAACCAUAACCAGAUGUUGAAAAACGUUUACCAUUCUUGUUUAUUAAAUGGAGGUGGACUGAUGGCAAUUUUAGCGAUGACAGCUUUAUUAAUUGUAGAUGUGUAGAAAAUUAUGAAAAUAUGUUCGCUUACAGUUUUUAUUAUUAAUUAGUUUGUGAUCCUCACAAUGAAGGCUUCCACAAACUGCCUGACUAAAGGAAAAGAAAAAGCCAUAAAUAUGGUUCGCUUUAUUAUAAUGUUAUGAUGGAAUAAGUAUUUAUAUAAGCUUAUGUCAUAUGAGUGUAUUCACAUGUUUUAACAUACUUUAUAUAGUACAAUAAUUACAUUUUAUUUAUACUAGGGGCGUUCUAUUUUUCUACUGACAAUCAUUAUCGAAGUUCUAUUUAUAUCAUUAAUUUAUUUUAAGUUUAACAGAAUAUUAAGCAAAAAUAAACAGCCCAGUCACAAAAAAAUAUAUGCUUAUUAGUUUUUAUGUAAAAUAAAAUUGUCAGUUUUUCUUUAACUUUGCUCAACUAGAAUACAAGCAUUUAUUAUUAUCUAACUCAAUUUAUUAUCAUUUUUAUUACAAAUAUAUUAAAAUUGAUAUUUAAUACAACUCUGUCACAUUUUUGUUCGUUAAUGCCGCUUGACAUGAUGCAAUACAACGUGCAAUGCAUUAAAAGUUCCAAUAUUUCUUGAUCAAAAGCAUGCGCAGAUAAAGUUCAGCUGAUUGUUUCAUGCAAGAUCUCACACUUGCAACAUUAUCGGUUUUGUUCUAUUUUUAUUGCGUGCAAGCUGCAAUUCUAGGAAGAAAACUAGUUACUUUUGGCUUAACCACCAAAUGCCAGUCUUAGAUCAGCUGACUUCCCGUAAGGCUAUGUUAUUUUGUUUGUUACUUAUGGAAUUUUAGUAAAUGGCACUCAUGAUGCAAUAGCAAGUGACUUGCAUAAUGUCAGGCGACGUGCAAUAUUAAUCUAUGCAAUAUUUCGAUUUUAUGAGGAAUUGCAUGCAAUGAAAUAAACAUAGUUGACAUUCUGUUAAUACCGUGUGUUGUCAAUAUGUAAUAAUAUAUAUUAUUUUAGUAUAUAUGUAUUCAAUAAACUGAAUCAUAUGCUAAAUUGACGCUAAAUUACAGGAGGAAUAAAAUUGUAAUAGAGUUGUAGUUAUUAAUAAGCCUACAUUUGAACUUGGUUUUUUACCAUUUUUUAGUUUUUAGAAUGAUAACAAAACAUAAAGCUACAUAAUACAUUAUUGCGUGGUAGAAUCAUUCUUUGGUACAGUAAAAUCAGACUAAUGUUCUCUUUUCUCUUAAUCUACUCUUCAAAUACUUCUAUUAGUUUAUCAAUUUCGUAAUAAACACGCCUUCCUCUUUUCAUUUAUUUAGGACUAGGAAUUAUUUUUAUCAAGGUUAUCAAAGAUUUUUCCAGUGUCAUCAAUUCAGGUCAUAAACAUGACCUGAACAUCACCAUCUUUAUCCACACAACAAGAGAAAAGAUACAUAGCCGGACCCAACGACAAAAUAUUUUUUUUGUUUUAUAGUUUGAACCUUCACGUUUUUUUUUGUUCUAAUUAAUUCAAUGAUAAUAAUAUUUCAAAAGUUCAAUAAAUAUUAAAUAGUUCCAUAUGAUUUUUUUAAGCGAGAUCAUUUUGUAAUAUUAGAAGGCGUAACACACAUUUUAUUUGUAUGUAAAAUACCCCUGUCACACAUUUCGAAUUCUAUGUCACAAUGAUUUUGUAAAAAGCCAAAAAAAUGAAAACUGGAUUUUAGUAUUAUUAGAUACAAACAGCGUUUCUUUUUUCGAAAGGUAGAAAGGAAGAACGCCCCAACAUAAUUAAGGUUUUUCGUGGCAAUAUCAGUAUUAUUAUAAUCCAACAAUAAAUAAUGAUCAGGUUGAAAGUAAAUCUUAAUACUUUUUAUUAGAAUAUGGGUAUUUAAGAAAAUUUAAUAAAAACAAUGAUGGAUUCUGUGAGUGAACUAAAAAUUAUGAUAUAGUUGUUAGAUUAGGAUAAUAAUAAAAUAAGAACAGUCGGUAUACGAAAAGUACAAAUAUUGAAUUUGUUACAUGUGGAGUAGCUUUAGCAAAUUCAUUAUUCAUUAUGGUAAUCAGCUGUCAUCACAUAAAGUAGUAAAUGUAAAAAUUGUGCCUUGGUUCCUCACUAUUAAAUAUUUGCUAUAACCCUCACUCCUCAUUUGAAAGGGACCAGUUUCAUUGACGAAAAUAUUUUUCUCUUGUUUGUUAGUUCUGUGAAUAACAUUAAUUUCAUGUUUUGAGUUUAAAUAUAAAUUUGAAAAUAUAAGAGAUUUCAAAUAUAUUUGAAAUUAUCUUGAAUAUUUUAGUUUUAUAAUUUAUGGGGGUUUCUUGGAUUUGUGUCAUAUUCGUUACGAACACACAGCUUUCUACCACUGCACCAACACUUGGGCAAGGCACAAAUUAGGACACGUAUAGCACGUGUGAGGUAGCGUGACACGUCACUUACAUAUUUUGAAAAAAAAACUUUAUAUUAUGAUCUCGAUAUAUAGAAAAGCCUCUUCUGAAAAGUAAUCAUUUUUAACUUAAGCGUUGUUAGAACUUAAGAGACGCAAUGCUUAAAAUGCGGACUCGUACAUAUUUCUUAAAAGUCCCCGAAUUACUACUGACGUGUCGAGUAGCAGAAGCAUAACAGUUUCGCGAAUUCAAAAGUUUUAUUUGAUAUUUUAAAACUUGCGGUGCUUCAGACAAUUUUAAAACAUUAAAACCAUGUAAACAAUAUUUAUAUACAUAUUUAUUUAUUCAUAUAAUACUUAUUUUAAAUAUAAUAUUAAAAUAAACUCAGAAUAGUGAAAAUAUUAGAUAAAACCUUCACAGCUUUUUUAAACAUACAAAUUGUUAGUUACGGCCCUAUGGUGUCGCAUAGUUCGCACAUACCUGGCGCCGUCAUUGAACCCUAUUUACCGAAAUGAAUGAGUAAAGUAUUAUCAAAAUCUUUGUAAUUAAUACACAGAAAACCCAUCCACAUAUACAGACAUUUGACAUUUAAGUGACUCGCUACCAACGUAUUAGUUGAGAAUAUAUGUUGUAUAAUGUUGUUAUAGUGGUAGUAAACAGUGUGAUUUCAUGAUUAUCUGGUUUUCCAGAUCUAUUCAGUCUAAAAAAAACUAGAUAAUUUUUCUUAUUCAUAAUCAAAACCUUUCAAUAAAUGGUCAUGUAUACAUUUUGUAGAACCUGAUCCUUUGGGCAACGGAGACAACGACGAGGCAGACUCACUUGCCAAACUGGGAUCGGCGAACUCACCGAUGGGCUCAGAACCCAUCCUUGGUAAGGCUAAAAGCGUUGCUACCGCGUCUCUCAAGGGUCUACUCGUAAGGUGGGCUCGACAGAGAUUGAUAGAGAGACCUGGCAUGAGACAAGCGAAGGCACAUAUAGAUGGAUUUCGUGCAUCUCACACCAAACAACUGCUCCAUCUCACACCAAACAACUGCUCCAUCUAAACAGGCGCGAAAUCAGACUAGUGACUGGACUUCUAACAAGACACUGCCAUCUAAGACACCAUCUCAACACCAUGGGCGUCACGGACGAGAGUGUCGUUGGUGUAUGGAGGAGAAUACAGCCGCAGACCACGAAACCGCGCGGCUUAAACACUUGGGAAAGCCUCACAACUUCCCUAAUGAUAUCAAAGGGUUCAAGCCAAAGCGCCUGAUAAGCUUCUCAAACGACAUCGACAUUUGGUCACGACAGCGGGGUACGAUGGGCCUAUCUAAAGACCUAGUUCUUGGCUGUCCACUAUUAAUAUUUUGUAGAAAUUUACAAAUUGCUGAAAAAAUGAUACAGUAAUUGGUGUUUUUCACAGAACAUCUAAAUUCCUUACAACUUGAACAAAUUAAUUUCAUACAUAUUUUUGUUUUUGUUUUAAAUCUCGCAAUUGUGAUAUAUAACCCAUGUUUUCAUGGCCUGUUACAUGCGUAAGGGGAUUUUGCAAUCAUUUUCGUUCAAAUAGGAUUUCUUAUAAUAAGAAAUGUUUGAUUUGUGAUUUUAUUAAGUUUUAAUUAACACUAAUAGUUGUUGAUCAAAACUUUUUAAAAAAUGCUGUUUUAUUUUCAAUGUUGUGUGAAACGUAGGUAGAUGAUAUUGUAAUUAUAAGUUACAUAUGGCAAAUGAUGUUAAUCCACCUUGUUUGCAAAAUUUAACUUCAAACUUUUGGGACAAUCACGGCAAGGUCGACUUAAAAAUAUAUUAUAAAAAUAAAGCGAUCAGAUGUAUUAUAAAUUCUACAUUCAAAAUUUUCCAUAAAUUAUGCAAUGUUUUUAAAACACCAACACUAGCUGAGGUGCGUUUCAGAGAAUGCAAUUACAGAAUUUACUUCCAGUCUCUGAAGUUGAAAGUUCGAUUAUUGAAAUACGCUUCAGUCAGUGUUCAUAGUAAACAGUGUGUUUAACAUAAGUAUCAUGAAAGGUUCCAGAAAUUCCAACUGAAACAGUAUAUUCAACUGAUAUUAUUCAUCCUUUGGUAAAUAUUUCCUGACCAUUUAGAUACAACUAUUGAUAUUGAUAUCAAUGUCUUAGAGUAUAAUUGAGCUAAUUCCAUUCAAUAAAUGAAUCGAAAACAGAUUACAUAUUGAGAAAACUUAUUUUUGUAAUAUUGUAAAAAGGUUACAGACCAUAAAAUUACUAAACAUCAAAAGGCAUUGAGCUUUGUUAGUAAAGUUAUGCACGUAUCAAAACGAAUUUUCCAACAGUAGUCUGAUACCAUAUCGAUAUCCUCUAAGAUAUCGAUAUGGUAUUGGGUAGAUGGUGACAUGAAAUCAUAUUUCCCAAUGUCUUAUAGUCUCUCUCAAAAAAUAAACUUCAUAAUCAAAACCUAUUGAGAUGUACUUUUGAAAAAAUGUUCUUCUUUAUUCAUCCAUUUGUAUCUCCCUUAUUGUUCAAUUUUAGAAAAAAGUAGAACACUAAUGUUCACGCUUAUUUUUGGACAUACUGUUAAGAAUCUAAGGAAUAUAAUUCUGAACCAACUUGUAUAAGUAUACUUUGAAGCUUACUGAUGCUCUUUUAAUCUCACCAAUCCUUCAUACAUUUUGUACAACUUAUUUCACUGGCAACAAUAAUAAUAAUGAGUGGGUAAUAUAUAAAUAAUAUUGUACUUCAAUAGCACUAAUUUCACAUUAUUCAAUAUCUCCUGUGGAAGUUCUCUUCAGUGAAGUUGUUUGUUUUCUUUUUACUUUUAACUUCCUCAGACCUUUUUAUAUGUUUUUCGUGAUAAUUUGUCUUAAUUUUAUGUCUUUUUUAAUGAAAAUCAGUUUCGACAUACUUAGGUAUCAAAACGUAUUCUUUCUAUUCAUAUUUUAUCAAUAGUUUUUGACAGGUACAAAUGCUCACCAGUUGGCGCCUAGAACAUGGUGCACUUUGUGCAAUUCCGUUUAGACGGAAAAAAGUUUUAACUUUUGAAAAGCACAAAACCCUCAAUGUAAUAGAUUGUAGUGAUUUGCGGAGACAACAAUACCCCUAAAAAAAUUCACAUGGUUGAAAAUAUUUGGUUUCUGGCGUUGGGUAUUAAAUAAUGACAGUUGGCAUGAUAUUUUAGAGUCAUUACUUUACAUCUGCUUUUCUAGUACCGAAAACAAAUCAGGUCCUCAUUAUGAAGUUUAGGUUUAGCGUAAAUCGAACAUUUUCACUAAUAGCAGUCUUAUUCUGCCCUAGAAGUAUGAAAUUCAGACAAAAAAUUAACCAUUAUUAUGGUCAAAAUGCUGAUUUUCUAUCAAUUGUUUGUUGAGUAUUUUAUCAUUCACUAGUGUGCACUAGUUAUUGUUGCAUUCGUGCAAAAACUUUCGAAGAAGCAACUCUUAAAGUAACUUCGAACCUUUUUUUGUUAUAAGCAUAAGUUUAUAAUUUAAAAAAAAUACUGUUGAACUUAUGGAAAGCAAAACUAAAAUUUGUUGGAUUAUCAAAAUGUUGCAUUUUUUUAAAUAGUUUUCGCCCUACCCCGAAAAUCAAUUGCAAAUAUUUAUCAUGUUAAUGAAAAUAUAAAUAAUAUGAAUAAAAAUCAUUUUUUUUACAAAAUACUGGCAGAAGCGAUCGGGGUUGUGAUUUCUAGCAGCCAGAAAUUAUGUGAAGUUGGUUUUCUGUAUUUUUAUAUGUUAAAUACAAAAAACAGAAAAACAAAAACUUUUGUGUGAUUUACUGAAAAAUAAUUGGAAAACAUUGUACCUAAAAAUUGAAAAAACUCAGUAUUCAGUAAAUUUCGUACUUACCCGUAGGUGGUGAAUAUAGUUGUUCUUAGAACAAUUUAGAGUAAAUAUUUAAUUUGUGAUAUACUUAUAUACAUAUAUUAAUCAGAAGUAUAAAUGCGUGUUUUUAUAAAAAUUAGGUAUCCUGAUGUAGUAACAGUUCAUUAAAAUAUAUUAUAGAAAAUAGUACAUUACAUUGUAGAAAAAUGACUGAUUGUGAUUUUUUAGAAACUAAUUUCCUCGAGUUUUUGGAAAAUCGCUAAUAUAGAAUUGAAUUGACUAUUUUAAUUGUGUAAAUUAUUUUUUCUCAUUUUUUUAAUAAAUAGUGUAACAGUAUUUGUAAUAAGUCCAUGUACAAAUUUUGUUAGUGUUAAGAUUAUAUUUGGUAAAUAAAAUGUGAUUUUUCA